This is a messenger RNA of Orbilia oligospora ATCC 24927, 810 nucleotides long. RefSeq lists its product as uncharacterized. Gene Ontology annotation, cellular component: mitochondrial large ribosomal subunit; mitochondrial ribosome. The transcript is spliced from 4 exons. Gene Ontology annotation, biological process: mitochondrial translation. Gene Ontology annotation, molecular function: structural constituent of ribosome. The record is from RefSeq and is a predicted model, not a curated record. Lineage: Eukaryota; Fungi; Ascomycota; Orbiliomycetes; Orbiliales; Orbiliaceae. The coding region runs from base 1 to 810 and encodes 269 amino acids.
AUGUAUCAUGAAACCGAUACAUUUCCUAUGACCUCAGCAUCGAUGAGAGGCCUCGGUAACACUGCGACUGCUUUGUGCGACUUAGCCGCUCUACCUUCCCGCAGAUACGCUCAGCAUACGGGGGGUAUCAAUGCACUCCGAAGCCUGAUAACAUAUUCAUCUUCCCAAUCAUUCCAUACAUCGCACCAAUGCGCAAUUCCUCGGAAUCGUUCUCGUGGAGCCUCAGCCCUACGGCGUCAACCAUACCCGGGGAGGGUCUCUCUUCAGUAUCUCGGAGACGAUCUACCUCAGCCAGUUACUGAUCCAUCCAAACAUACGGAUGUUGUCACUAGCCCAGAGCAUGGACUUUGGGGGUUUUUCAACAAAGAAAGGGUAUCUAUCCCAACCCCGGAAGAAGAUUACAGACACGGUCGAGCCUGGACUGUCGAAGAGUUAAGACAUAAAAGCUGGGAUGAUCUACACAAACUCUGGUGGGCUUGUGUGAAGGAACGUAAUAUAUUAGCAACCCAGCAGCUCGAACGCGAAAGAAUGAAGCCAGGCUACGGAGAAUCCGAGGCAUACACCCGUAAUCGUCUUGUUCGCGACACCCAGAGGGCAAUCAAGCACGCUCUUACCGAAAGAUACUAUGCCUGGCAGGAAGCGCUCAAGGUAGCCGAAUCAGAUUCUGAUAUUGACCUCAGUGGAAAGGGUCCCGCUUUCAACCCCCAGAACCUCGAUGUCGAAUCUUCUCCCAAUAUGCAAACCUCUAGCGCAGAGGUGAUACCAGAGGCUAGAUCAGAUGCAAAAGACACUAAACGCCUGGAGCUAUAG